AUCUUUUUUCUUCCCAUAAUUUCAAUAAGAAUGAAUUUUAACGAAAACGCAGUAUUGUUUUGAUUCAACAAACCUUCUGAAUCUAUCCCAAAAUCACAGUCUCGAAACCCUAGAAGAUCAAGCUCCCCUUUUUCUUUCUCUCGUUUCCCUUUCAAAAAAGGCUCCCUUUCCACUCCUAGUCGGCGAUUGGAUCUCUGGGCUUUCUUUCUUUCAGCGAUUUCGAUCUUAAACCCGAGGCUUUGAACUUGUGAAUUCAGAUUGAAGCGAUUGGGGGUGAAAAGAUUUGAGUUGGCGCUGGCAAUGCCAUUAUUGUGGUUAGUGAGGAGCUAUUCGGUGAUUUUUGAGAUACCGAAAACGCAAAAUGUCUUGGGCAGGCCCUGAGGAUAUUUACCUUUCCACUUCACUUGCUAGCUAUCUUGACAGUGAGGCUGAUUUUGUAUUGUGUACUAAUUUGUAUGGUCUGACAAUAAUUGUUGUUGUAGAGAAACUUCUUGUAUUACUGAGAGAUGGCAGAAAGCUCAUGGGGAUACUUCGCUCUUUUGAUCAAUUUGCUAAUGCAGUUCUUGAGGGUGCCUGUGAGAGGGUUAUUGUUGGUGAUCUGUAUUGUGACAUCCCUUUGGGUCUCUAUGUAAUCCGUGGAGAAAAUGUUGUUCUAAUCGGUGAGCUGGACUUGGAGAGGGAGGAACUUCCUGAACACAUGACUCGUGUUUCUACAGCAGAAAUCAAGAGGGCACAGAAAGCAGAAAGGGAGGCCUCAGAUCUGAAAGGGACAAUGAGGAAAAGAAUGGAAUUCCUUGACUUUGACUAGUCAACCCUGAUUCAUCCUUCACCUUCCCCAUCCGCAAAUAUUAUAGCGGCUGUUCUUCAUAUAUUUUGCUUUCUUUUUCUCUGCUAUUGUUGUCUUUCAUGGGAGGGUUCAAUACUCUUGAAUUUUUUUCUGUAAUAUUAGCCUCAGGAAUCAUUACUAUCAUUCAUUUGCUUUCAAAAAAUUCUCAAUUAAUAUAAGCAUGAUUUCAAUUCCUUACCA
Messenger RNA from Vigna radiata var. radiata (mung bean), 1027 nucleotides. Its product is annotated as sm-like protein LSM1B. The record is from RefSeq and is a predicted model, not a curated record. The transcript is spliced from 5 exons. Gene Ontology annotation, cellular component: P-body; Lsm1-7-Pat1 complex. Gene Ontology annotation, molecular function: RNA cap binding. Lineage: Eukaryota; Viridiplantae; Streptophyta; Magnoliopsida; Fabales; Fabaceae. Gene Ontology annotation, biological process: deadenylation-dependent decapping of nuclear-transcribed mRNA. The coding region runs from base 362 to 808 and encodes 148 amino acids.